This is a messenger RNA of Antrostomus carolinensis (chuck-will's-widow), 1223 nucleotides long. RefSeq names its product general transcription factor IIE subunit 2 (gene GTF2E2). Lineage: Eukaryota; Metazoa; Chordata; Aves; Caprimulgiformes; Caprimulgidae. Gene Ontology annotation, biological process: transcription initiation at RNA polymerase II promoter. Gene Ontology annotation, cellular component: transcription factor TFIIE complex. The transcript has 7 exons. The coding region runs from base 3 to 878 and encodes 291 amino acids. Gene Ontology annotation, molecular function: TFIIH-class transcription factor complex binding. The record is from RefSeq and is a predicted model, not a curated record.
UUAUGGAUCCGAGCUUACUGAGAGAGCGAGAGCUAUUCAAAAAACGUGCCCUCUCCACACCUGCGGUAGAGAAACGGCCAGCGCCAUCUUCUGACUCCUCUUCUUCCAAAAAGAAGAAAGCAAAAGUUGAACAAGGUGGCUCUUCAACCUCAAAACAAAACACAGAUCACAGCAGUGGAUCAUUUAAUUUGAAAGCCCUUUCAGGAGGCUCUGGCUACAAGUUUGGAGUCCUUGCUAAAAUAGUGAAUUACAUGAAGACUCGGCACCAGCGUGGCGAUACCCAUCCGUUAACUCUAGAAGAGAUUUUGGAUGAAACCCAGCAUUUGGAUAUUGGGCUCAAACAGAAGCAAUGGCUAAUGAGCGAGGCUCUAGUCAACAAUCCAAAAAUAGAAGUUGUGGAUGGGAAGUAUGCUUUCAAACCCAAGUACAACUUGAAAGAUAAAAAGGCUCUGCUCAGGCUCUUGGACAAGCAUGACCAGCGAGGGCUGGGAGGAAUUCUUUUGGAAGAUAUUGAGGAAGGGCUACCCAAUGCACAGAAAGCUAUAAAGGCUUUAGGGGACCAGAUCAUCUUUGUUAAUCGCCCUGAUAAGAAGAAAAUUCUGUUCUACAACGACAAGAGCUGUCAGUUUACUGUGGAUGAAGAGUUUCAGAAGCUGUGGAGGAGCAUUCCUGUGGAUUCUAUGGAUGAGGAGAAAAUCGAAGAGUACCUGAAACGACAGGGUAUUUCCUCCAUGCAAGAAACUGGACCAAAGAAAAUAGCUCCCGUUCAGAGGAGGAAGAAACCCGCUUCUCAGAAGAAACGUCGGUUUAAGACUCACAACGACCACUUGGCUGGAGUAUUAAAGGACUACUCUGAUGUUGUUCCUGGCAAGCAGUGACCGGCCGGCUGAGUUCCGAGGCAAACACGUUUUUAUCCAGGCUUUUUGCCACUCGAGCUCGGUGUCUGCUUGCAGAAAGACUGACUGUAUGUAGUAAUGUGAUGUGUUUCCCCCAUCCCAGCAACUGCCGAGAUGAAACAGGUCAGUUUAAGAGCAAGUAUGAACUACUAAAUUUAGUUUAAUUUACUUAGCUAAUGGGAAAUGUAUCUUGGAGCAAGAGGUUCUCACUAGUUGCCUUUUGGCGUAGAGUGAUAAGUAGUGCUCAGCAUGUCAUGCCAGAGGUCCUGUUCAGUGCUUAACUCUGCUUUUACAUUGCUUAAUGGGUCUUUACCUGGAAUUACUUAC